Fusarium odoratissimum NRRL 54006 is the source of this 1260-nucleotide messenger RNA. RefSeq lists its product as uncharacterized. The record is from RefSeq and is a predicted model, not a curated record. Bases 1 to 1260 code for a protein of 419 amino acids. The transcript has 2 exons. Lineage: Eukaryota; Fungi; Ascomycota; Sordariomycetes; Hypocreales; Nectriaceae.
AUGUUGCUUCUCAAGCUUUCCCUCCUGACAGCUAUGGCAAUACCCGUAGCUGCCCUUCAUUGCCAAAAUGAAGUCACAGACGUGACGGGAGACCGCAACUGGGUGUUGGCAGGUUGUGGCCCUUGUCGCAAGUAUGUAGGCAACAAUAGGUACUCUUUCGAAACUCACCUUGAAAUGCCUAAUGACGACGCCGACGACUUCAAGUAUAAUGAAGACAACGAUGAAACCUACAAAAGUCUCUGCGAAGUGUGCCGCAGUAAUUAUGGCCCCAAACAGCCAGGCCGCGGUGACUAUGGCCCUAAACAGCCAGAAAAGGUCAUAACCAGCUCGAUCAUGGUGCUUAAACUGCCCAAGGAGACACCAAGCAUCACAAGUAUCAGAAUAACACAGACGAAGCCUCGCGUCGGAUGGUCAACUCUUCCAGGUCCCGACGAUGGCACUACCUUUGCUUGGUUUACGAAAACAACAACGCAUACCAAGACUGAGACUGAAACCACGACCACAACGGCAUCUACUACUAUAAGUCUAAGGAAGAGUGCAGCAACAUCGAUGGGCUUGAGUGAGACUUCAGCAAUAUUGGACCCAGAAGAGACUGACACUCCAACGCCACAAAAGAAAAAACGCUCUUCUACCUUUCAAACAGUCGGUAUCGUGAUAGCGGUUAUAUUUUUCAUCCUAUUUACCGGUCUAGUCGCUUGGAAAUGCCUUCAACACCGCCGUCAGGCUCAGCCUGAUCAGGGCCCUGAGGACCCAAUAGGUGAUGCUAGUGUCGCUGGAGGCAGCGCCUUCGACGAUUCAGACUCAGAGUCCGAUGGGGGCCAGGCCAGAAAUUUGAUAGCCUCCAUCAGGGAUUGGUUCAGAAGGCACCAGUCUCCAUUUCCUCCACCAAACGAGCCUGAAGAACCGGCUCCUGAUGUUGUCGAGGAACGUGUACCCGAUCCGGGUCCUCCUCCUCCUAUUCCUGUGCAACCAGGUCAAGCUCCCGCUGAUGUAGAACAUUCAUACAUCCCACGUACUCCUCCCGCUAUUCCUGGACAUCAAGUCGGGGCCCCUUCAGUUCAAGUGCCAACUCCUGAUCCAGCUCAAGAUCGGAGUAACUCGAGUACCUACAGCCAGGACAGCGGAUAUCCAAAGUCGCUCGAAAUACCCAGGCCACUCUCCAUACACAGAUCCCAUCGUAGACAGGAAGAACCUAAGCCGCUUCAAGAAUGGAGGACAACUGGAGAGCCCGUGCAAACCGGAAAUUAUGGCUGGGUUUAA